This is a messenger RNA of Chlamydomonas reinhardtii, 3647 nucleotides long. RefSeq lists its product as uncharacterized. Gene Ontology annotation, biological process: response to UV; nucleotide-excision repair. Gene Ontology annotation, molecular function: endonuclease activity. Lineage: Eukaryota; Viridiplantae; Chlorophyta; Chlorophyceae; Chlamydomonadales; Chlamydomonadaceae. Bases 563 to 3100 code for a protein of 845 amino acids. The record is from RefSeq and is a predicted model, not a curated record. The transcript has 10 exons.
AGACAGGGAGGGGUGGCGGAGGGCGCUGCCACGUCACUGUCUGGCCGCUCACCGCCCAACUCAUUGCCCGUGCUUCGUGUCCUCCGGCCAACGUUGCAGCGCUUCAUGUCAUUCAUUCACACAAAACUGCAUGCAGCAGGUUUGAGUCCGCACACUUAAGAAAGAAGCUAGGCAAACUCUACGCCGCGAAGCAAUACCACCGCAUUACCACUCGCCAUUUAGGCUUGCCUGCGCACUGGCGUGUGCACUAGCACUUCUGAAGGGCCGCGGCGUCCAGGCAGCAGCACCGCCGCGGCAAACGCGUCCGCAGGGCGGACCGGCGGCUUCGGCCGCGACCGGCGCCUGCAGCAGCUGCAGCAGCGGCAGCAGCAUUCCGCGCCCACUCCUCCUUGCUCGUGUGCGCAGCCUACUGUGCGCUCGUUUGCUGCAGCCUGGUCGGCCGUUCGCAGCAGUCAGCGCCGCGGCCGCGUCGCCAGCUGCACCAGCAGCCGCUGCCGUGUUUGGUUGCAGCGCAAGAGGCCUUAGCAGCCACCGCGGGUCGCCGUUCGGCCAACGUGUGUCCAUGAAGUCAUCAGCGGCGGCAGGUGCCGCAGUCUUAGCCGGGGCUCAGCAGCAGCCCGAGGCGUCACCAGCGUCCUUGGCGGCAGCCGCGGCAAAGCAGCAGGCGACACCGGGCCGCCGCAGGGCCGCCGCACAGCAGUCUCCAGCAGUGACGCACGCGCAAGAGCUGCUGCCGCUCUCGCCGCCGCCGGUGCUGGUACCUGCUGAGCUCGGCGGUCUCGGGUCGCCGGCGGCUCCCGCGUUGCCGGCCACGCCGCUGGCAGCACCCGCACCCGCCACGGCUGCUGCUGCUGCUGCAGCGGGCAAGCGGCAGCGGCGGCGCGCCAGUGGCGCGCCCGAUGCUACAGCAACCGCAGCCGCUACAGCCGCUCCGGCAGCCGACCCCACAACAGGCGGCGGCCUAAUCGUGGGCAACCCGUCGGCCGCGGCGGCCGCGUCCCCGCUGGCCACGGCGGCGGCGGCGUUAGUGGCGGCGGCCGCGGGCGCAGCCAACCGGGGCCGCCGGACGUCCGCGCGGCGGCUACAGCCAGCUGUGGCGGCGGCACCCGCCGCCGCCCUACCCGAGGCGGCAGUAGCAGCAGCAGCCGCGCUGCGGUCUGCUGGAUGCGACAUCGACAGCGCCAGUGGUGACGGCGCCGGCGGAAGCAACGGCAGCAGCGUCGCCGACGAGGAGGCGACAGUGGCGGAGGCAGCGGGAGCCGCCGCCGCAGCGCCGGCGGCGGGCGGCAAGCGCCGCCGCCGGAAGGCAGCCGUCGCCGCCGCCACCACCGCAGACGACGCUGGUCCGCCAGCCGAAGGCGACGACGACCAGCCCCCCGCACCCGCCACCAAGAAGCCCCGCCGCAAGACCAAGGCCGACCUGGCGGAGGAGGUACGGCAGGCCGUGUCACGUGGCGACCUGCCCUCACACGUGGUGCUGCACGAGCGCUUCCCCCACUCACGUGACUACGCCGCCGGCGCGGUGCCGCUGCCGGCGGCGGCGCUGGAGGCGGCGAGCGUGCGUAACGGAGAGAUAAGCGCGGCGGCAGCGGUGGCGGCGGCCGCCGCCGCGGCGCUGGCGGCGGCGGCGGGUUCGGCGGUGGCGGUGCAGGCGGCGCAGGCGGCGAGCGGGGAGGUCGCGGGGCGGGCUCAGGCGGAGCGGGUGGUGGAGGCGGAGGCGGAGGCGGGUGCGCUGGCGAAGCUGGCAGCGGCUUCCCAUGUGGCAACUGGCACCGACGCCAGCAGUGGCGGGACCGGCGGUGGUGCGAUGGUGAGCGAUGGCAGCGUGACCGCUGGUGGGGCCCCUGCAAGCGCUGACGCGGGCGGCGCAGCUGUUGUGGCGGAGCCGGCGGCGGCGCAGCAGCAGGAGGCACCGGCGGAUGAGGAGCAGCAGGGCGGCCGCAAGCGGCGAGGGCGCGUCGCCAAGCCCAAGGGGAAGAAGGCGGCAGCGACUGCACCUGCAGCAGGGGCGAGCGAGGAGGAGAAGGAGGCCGCGGUGGGCGAGGCGGCGGCGGCUGCUGAGGCGGAGGCGGCUGCGACGGGGCCGGCGCUGCCGCCGGUCCGCCCCAUGCCCGACCACAUCCCCAACCUGGGCUACGCCUGCCUGUGCGCCACCUUGCGCGAGCACGACGUCUUCACCAGCAGGGACACCACCAAGGCCGGCUUCAACAGCAGGGGCCUGCCGCACGUGAGCCGCCUGGCGCUGGCCAACGCGCGCGACCUGCUGCCGCUGCUGCGCUGGAACGAGGCGCACGGCAUCCGCUUGUUCCGGCUGUCGUCGGGCAUUUUCCCCUGGAUGAGUUUCUACCAGCUGGAGGACUUACCUGACGCUGAGGACAUCAAGCAGGCGCUGGCGGAGGCGGGCCGGGCUGCCAAGCAGAUGGGCCACCGCCUCACCUUCCACCCCUCCGAGUUUACAAAGAUUGCCAGCGACAAGCCCGAGGUGGUUGAGACUAGUGUCAGGGAGCUGGAGGUGCACAGCCGCAUAUUCGACCUCAUGGGCUUCCUGCCCGCCUCCGUGUACAACAAGAUCAACAUCCACGUGGGGGGCGUGUACGGCAACAAGACAGCCAGCAUGGAUCGGUUCGCCAAGGUGGUGAGGGAGCGGCUGAGCCCCAACUGCCGCGCCCGACUGACGGUGGAGAACGACGACCGCGCCUCCAUGUACAGUGUGGCCGACCUCACUUACCUGGCCGCAAAGGCGCACAUACCCAUUGUGUUCGACUUCCACCACCACCGCUUCUGCACAGGCGGCCUGAGUGAGGAGCAGGCCCUCCGCACCGCCCUGGCCACCUGGCCGGCCGGCGUGCGGCCCGUGGUGCACUGGAGCGAGAGCCAGGCGGGCCGGCGGCCGCACGCCCACAGCGACUACGUGUCCGGACCCAUCUUCCUGUACGGGCUGGAGAAGGAGGUGGAUGUGAUGAUCGAGUCCAAGGCCAAGGAGUUGGCGCUGCUGCACUACCGCCAGGCGGCUGUGCAGGGGCUGGCGGCGACGAGGCCCGAGGAGGAGCAGCAACAGGAGCAGCAGGAGCAGGGGGAGGAACAGGAGGUGGAGCUGUAGGUGGAGGGGCAGGUGGUGGUCGAGGAGCAACAGGAGCGGCAGGAGCAGGGGAGGAGCUGUAGGUGGAGGAGCAGGUGGAGGUGGAGGAGCUGUAGGGCCGCGCAGUGCGGCGGCGGCGGAGGGGAUGCACAUACUGGACAUAGAUGAACAGAUGAGAGCAGCGCGACGGGACUGUUGGGACUGCUUUUGCUUAUUUGGUGGAUGGUUGGAACGAAGGUAGGCUGCUAUCGGGCGCGCGUGCGCGCGCCGUGAACGCCAGCAGGGCUUGCAGAGGUAAAUGACAUACAAGAGGUGUUGGCAUGAGGAGGAAGGUGGUGCGGGCAUUAGCGACGCGGGUGGGGACUGCUGGGGCGGGGAGCGCGGCACGACGGUCUGGUGUUGCGCAAAGGCACAACAGCUGUGACCGAGCGGGGCCGGCGGAUGCAUCCUUACGGAUGUUUAAGGGGGGCGGGUGUUGUUCCUCUGGGUCGCAGAUGGCCCUUCGCGGCGUGGGUACGGCGUGCCCCCGCUUGUUGGGCUGUCCCUUCAAUUGUAAUCCGCAUCCUUA